GAUGUUCUCGGAGCAGCCGCGGCGUCGUCAUCUGACCGAGUGUGGGGCGGCACCAGGAAGACGCAGCUGAUAUGACAGUAAAUAAACUCGUUUGAAAAGAAAACUUCAAUGAGCAGCUUGUAAUAACGCAUCAUUCAUCAAAUAAACACCGCGUCCGGUAACAUUGGUGUUUGGGUCAUUACAGUACCUUUAACCCUGCAUCCUGUGAGUGGUUGCUAUGGAGGAGACGAACAGAGAGGCUGUUGCUACGGCCGUCCAGAGGGUCGCCGGGAUGCUGCAGCGGUCCGAUCAGCUGGAUAAAGUGGAGCAGUACAGACGCAGAGAGGCGCGCAAGAAAGCAUCUGUAGAGGCCAGAUUAAAGGCAGCGAUUCAGUCUCAGUUGGACGGGGUACGAACAGGCCUCACGCAGCUGCACAAUGCACUGUGCGACGUGAAGGACAUCCAGACCUCGCUUGCAGACGUCAGUAAGGACUGGAGGCAGAGCAUCAACACUAUAGAGAGCCUGAAGGAUGUGAAAGAUGCCGUGGUCCAACACAGUCAGCUGGCGUCUGCUGUGGAAAACCUUAAAAACAUUUUCUCGGUUCCUGAGAUCGCACGAGAGACUCAAGAAUUGAUCGAACAGGGCAAUCUGCUUCCAGCUCACCGCAGGCUAAUGGACUUGGAGUGUUCACGAGAUGACCUCAUGUACGAGCAGUACCGCAUGGACAGCAAGAACGUCCACGACAUGAACCUGAUUCGCUGCUACUUCGGCGAGGUUCAGGGCCUUUCGGAUGAACUCUCCAAACAGCUCUGGAUGGUCCUCCAGCGCGCCAUGGUCACCGUGCGGCGCGAUCCUACCAUGCUGGUAUCAGUGAUUCGAAUCAUUGAGCGCGAAGAGAAGAUCGAUCGCAAAAUGCUGGACCGCAAGAAGCAGAUGGGGUUCAUCCCACCUGGAAGACCCAAAUGUUGGAAAAAUCGCAUGAACGAAGUCUUGGAAGGCACGGUGAGCGCCCGCAUCGAGGGCACGCAGUCUGAGACGCGAGAAUCCGACAAGAUGUGGCUAGUGAGGUUGUUGGAGCUCACCAGGAAGUACGUGUUGGAUGAUCUGAUCGUGGUGAAGAACAUGAUGGUGCAGUGCUUUCCUCCACACUACAACACAUUCCAGGUGUACCUCGAUCUCUAUCAUAAGUCUGUGUCCGCGCGCGUUCAAGAGCUGGCGGCAGAAGAUCUGGAGGCCAAUGAGAUUGUUUCUCUUCUCACCUGGGUCCUCAACACAUAUAAAAGUGUGGAGAUGAUGGGUCACCCUGAUCUUCAGCCCGAAUGUGACUUGAAGCAGUUGGAGCCGCUGUUACCUGAACAUGUGGUGGAUGAUUUGCUGGGCAAAUACCUCAAGACAUUUACUUCGAACAUCACAGGCUGGCUGCGGAAAGCUCUGGAAACGGAUAAGAAGGAUUGGCAGAAAGAGACGGAGCCUGAGGCCGACCAGGACGGCUACUAUCAGACCACCUUACCUGCCAUUGUCUUCCAGAUGUUUGAGCAAAACCUUCAGGUUGCAGCUCAGAUCAGCGAGAUGUUUAAAGAGCAGGUGCUAAAAGUCUGUCUGAAGCAGAUGAACUCAUUCCUUGUAAGGUACCGAGAGGAGGCUAUUGUUUAUAAGGACGAGCAUCUGAAAGAUCGCCAGAAGCCACAGUGCUACGUUCAGUACAUGAUCGCCAUCAUCAACAACUGCCAAACCUUUAAGGAGUCUAUUAAUAGUCUAAAGAGGAAGUAUUCCCAGUCGACUGAACCCACCCAAAAUGACGCUGCCAUUGAUAAACUCCUGAACGAAGUGGCCAAAGACGGCUGUCAGUUCCUGCUGGACGAGGUUUUCCUGGACUUGGAGCAUCACCUGAAUGAGCUCCUGACCAGGAAGUGGUUGACAGGCUCUCAUGCGGUGGACACCAUCUGUGUGACCGUAGAAGACUACUUUAAUGACUUUUCCAAAAUCAAGACGCCUUAUAAUCAGGAAAUGACGAGUGAUGCUCAUCGGCGGGUGGUGGUGGAGUAUCUGAAAGCCAUCAUGCAGAAGCGCAUCUCAUUUAAGAACGCUGAUGAGAGGAAGGAGGGUGCUGACAGAAUGAAUAAAGAGGCGGAGCAAUUCAAAUUCCUCUUCAGGAAACUGACCGCUGGGGAGGAGACGGACCGACUGUGUGAUUCCAUCUCAUCGAUCGCAGAGGUCUUUAAAUUGACAGACCCCGCGCUGCUCUACCUGGAGGUGUCAACUUUGGUGUCCAAGUAUCCUGACAUCAGAGAGGAGCACAUUGUGGCCUUAUUGGCUGUCCGUGGUGAUGCCAGUCGUGAGAUGAGGCAGAUGAUCAUUGAGACUCUGAACCAAAACAAACCAUCCACAUCCUCCAAUUCUCAGCCUGUCUUCAGAGACAUCACAGUGCCGACCAUGACCAUGACGACCAUGACAGCCAUGACCUCUAUGAAUGUACCUAAACUGCUUAAAUAAUCUGACAUCUAGAACAUUCAUCAAGACACUAAGAGGCCACAGAGGGGAGCGUUGCUUCCCAUAAUGCACUUUGAAAAACACAUUGGCAAUAUACCUCCGCUCGAGGUCUGUGUAGACGUUGAUAGAGAGUUUGAUUUAUGAUGACUUGAUGUACAAAAGACUUUGCAGGCAUUUAAUUUUAAUACAUUUGUUUCUUCACCCUUGUGUCAUUCCAAACAUAACUUACUUUUGUAGGACGCAAAGAAAUAUAAAAAGAGAUUUCCUAAUCGAAAUGAAAAGGAUCAUAAAGUAAGCAGUAAGAUUCAUCAUUGAGCUCAAUCCUGGCGUGAUACAAUACAAAUAAUAGGAAAGGGCACUCUGGAUUUGGUUAUAAUGAUUGAAAUGAGACGUGGAUGAAUGACUGGGUGAAUUUAACUUGAACAAAUCACUUGGUUUAUUACCCAAUGAUAAGAAAUUGCUUUCUAAUGCUUAUGUGUAGUUCUUUCACGUGAAUAAUGUACAGUCACCUUCACUAAAUCAUUUCAAUAAACUUCUGAUGCUGAUGGA
Misgurnus anguillicaudatus (oriental weatherfish) is the source of this 3019-nucleotide messenger RNA. The record is from RefSeq and is a predicted model, not a curated record. NCBI's taxonomy places the organism in Eukaryota, Metazoa, Chordata, Actinopteri, Cypriniformes, Cobitidae.